Molecule: messenger RNA, 2092 nt
Organism: Leptopilina heterotoma
Lineage: Eukaryota; Metazoa; Arthropoda; Insecta; Hymenoptera; Figitidae
Product: transmembrane protein 164
Exons: 7
Coding region: 328-1224 (298 amino acids)
Source: RefSeq, a predicted model, not a curated record
ACUAACAAGUGUCAGCUAGACGAACUACUUGGCUGUUUUAAUCGAACGAUUUGUGAUUGUAUUGAAAAAGUAAAUCAAGAAUUCUAGAGUUCAACAAAUUUUCCGAAUGACGUAGAAAAAAUAAAGUUGACUUAAAAGGAUUAUUUUUUAUGAGAAACAAUUUUUUUUCGCAUAAGAGUGCAGAUUAUUGGUGUCGCAUUAAAAUAAUAAACAUUGAUUCUAUUUCAUUAGAAACAUCGUUUUAUAAAAUAAUUGUCGGAGAAUAUUUUUUAUACAAAAAAAAGCACAGUGAAUGCAGUAUUUAAAAAGUAAAACAAAGUUGCAGAUAUGUUCCAAUGGACAUACGAAGGUGUAAACAGUUCAAUACCACGCAAUCAAGGGCCAGAAUGCGCUUAUUAUUUAAGUACGAAACGAAAAAUAAUUGAAACAUUUUUUGUAUCGUUAUUUAUAUUAUUUUGCCUAUCGUGGGGCUUGAAACGAAUGAAAUUGCCAAAACGUGUACCUUAUGUUAAUCAAGAUAGAACUGGUAAACAUGUUUUAUUGGUUUUAAUGUCCCUUGUAUUGGGAAUGGAAAUAGGAUUUAAAUUGACUAGUCGAACAUUUAUUUAUUUUAUGAAUCCUUGUCAUAUGCACACAUUAGUUCAGAUAUAUUUAUUAGCAGCACCACCAAGUCCAAUGGUAACAGCUGUAUUUAGGGUACAAAUUUAUUAUCUCAAUGGACCGUUAUUAGCUUUCUUAUUCCCAGAGACUGAUUCCCGAUAUAUAUUUGCUGAUAAAGCGUGUUAUUACAUCCAACAUGGAUUAAUGAUUGUGAUUCCUUAUUAUUUAUUAAGGCUAGGAGGAGUUUAUAAUGUUGAAUCUCUCACUGACAUGAGUUGGCCAAUAUUUAGUUAUGGUCUGAAUCUCGUUUAUCACUUUUGGAUUUUACAACCAGCUGCUCUGCCAGUGCAAGUAAAUUUAAAUCACAUGCUGUGUCCCGCAGUCUUGGAUCCAUUUGAAGGGCAAUAUUAUCGUCUCUGGGCGACAACACAUCAAGCCCUAUUGUGCCCUGUUCUUGGGAAGGUAUUUUGCCUGCUAGCAAACUUUUUUCUAACCAAAUUCCCAGUGACAAAAGUGAAACCAUCACUCGAUUACCCAAUAUCACGAAAAGAAGACGAUUCUACGAAAAGUGAAUCUCAAUUAUUAAGUGAUGGCGACAUUAAUGGACGCACUCAUAAUGAUUAAUUUUUCAAACUCACAAAUGGAAUUUAUCUACAUAUAUGAAAAAAUUAACUCAUCAAUAUUUAUCAAUUUUCAAUCUUCUGUGAUUUUUAAAAUCUUUAAUCACGUAUAGAAUUCGCUAGUUCAUUGCGAUUAAAAAAAAAAUAUUUUUUUAAAUAUAUCUUAGACUUGUGGAAGAAAGAGUGAAUAUCUCUUUACUUUCUACAGCAUUUACAGAAAAAAAUCUAUGUUUUAUUUGUUUCGUUUAAUAUUUUAGCUAGUCAACAUUGUUAUGUAAAUAAUUGAAAAUUGAUGUAAAAAAACAAAAAGCCAGUAUACACAAAGAACCUUUUUUAAAAUGAAUUAUAAAAAUCUUAUAGAUUCUAAGAUUAAAAAUUUAGAUAAAUGCAAUUAAUAUUUAACAAAAAUAUCAUCUUUCCGAGAAAUUAAUUUUCUGGAAACAGAACAAAAUGUACCUUGAAAAGCAUUAUUUUUUCAAAGUAAACUCCUAGUUAUAUAUAAUACGUGUAUAAAAAAAAGCCCAUAAAUGGAUUAUUUUCUCGUCAGAAAAAUUUAUAAAUAUUUAGAGCAAAAAAUUUCAGGGAACAACGAUAAGUGAUGUUUAGUAUAAUUCUAAUAAUUGCAUAUUCUAUGUUUGUUAGUAAAAGAAAAAAAAUUAUUUUACAUUGCAAUUUUUUUUUAUUAUUAUUAAUUUUCUCCACAUUUAUAUUGAUUUAUCUUGCCAAUUUCUAACUUAAGAGUUAGUAAUAUAAAGUAAUCUUCCAUACAAGAAAAAAAGUGUCAAGAGUAAUCAAUUUGUGGUAAUAUUUCACACUCGCUCUCUCUGUCUCUCUUACUAUCUCUCUCUUUAUGUAUACGUAUUAUAUUUAUA